AAAGUUUUUGACAUAUUAUUAUUGGAGCAAAAUUUUAUUUUUGUUCAUUCUGUUAUAGUAUCUAGCGGUGGCUACCAACAAUUUGAAGAGAGAGAAAUUUUUAUUCUCCUAAUCAUUGUGGAACUAGAGUUAAAAUAAAUUCACUUACAAAUUUGGUCCACCUGAUAAUAAUAAUAACAAAUUUAUGUAGAGUACAAAUAUUUAAUACUUGGCAGGUAUUUGUUAAUAUGUAUUCAGAGAGCAAUAAUUCAUUACAAUAGUUUACUCUAAAUCACUUCUCAAACAUAAAAUUGGGUAAAGGAGAAUUAUGUCGCUCAAUAUUUGCUCUUCUACUUGUAACUAUUUUCAAGAGUGACUGUUUCUAGAUAAGUAAUAUAUUAUUAUGUACAUUUUUUUCGUUUAUCGGGAUUUUUUUCCACUUGUGUGCAAUUUUCGAUAAAGAAACACUUUGGUGUCGACAUUGGCCUAGCUUACUUGGGAAGGUGAAGUGAUUUUUCGAAUAAUUUUAUCAUGGGGGACACAAAAAAGCAAUACUUCACCAACUUCAUGGCCGAACUAAUCGGUACAGCUCUGCUCAUGUUCCUAGGCUGUAUGGGAUGCGCACCCCAAGCUGAUAAUCCACCUGCAGUACAUCACAUGUCAUCUUUUUCCUUUGGUUUGGUUGUUUUGCUUAUUAUUCAGACUUUCGGCCACAUUUCAGGGGCCCAUCUCAAUCCUGCCGUAACAAUCAGUACUGUGAUAUUCAGAAUGCUAUCACCGGCAAUGGGGGCCGUGUAUAUUGCCGCUCAGUUUAUUGGUGCUAUUUUUGGAUUUGCCUUAUUACGAGUAUUGAUGCCUCAAGAAUGGGUUGUUCCUGGAUUCUGUGCCACCAAACCUCACGAACAAUCCACCCCGAUGCAAGCUUUAGCUAUAGAAUCGAUAAUCACUUGUGUGCUUAUCCUAGUGUGUUGCGGAGUGUGGGAUAAAAGGAAUGAAGCUAAACAGGAUUCGACUCCUGCUAGAUUUGGGUUGAUUGUUGCCGCUAUUUCUAUGGUUGCAGGACCAAUAACUGGCGCCAGCAUGAAUACCGCUCGGUCUUUUGCUCCAGCUGUUUUGGAGUAUGAUUUCACUAAUCAGUGGAUUUAUUGGAUCGGUCCUAAUGUAGGCGCAGUUCUCGGUUGUGGCAUCUAUGCGCUGCUCUUCACUUACGAAGAGCCAGAACAAGACGAUAAUGAUGUUGAAUUGGAAGAAAUAAAUCAAAUGAUCACGACAAAAGCAUGAUAAUUUAGUUUUGGGAAAGUCCCAUGUAUUAAAUUGCACUGGGGGCAACAAUUAAAAAUAUAUACCUAUAUUACUUUUGUAUGACGAGCAGAAAAGUAAUGCCAGAUAUUAUUGUGCUUCUAUUUUAUUUUUUUAAAUAUUGUAUAUUUCUUAUAGUUCCUGUAUCUUUUAGUUUUUAAGCCUAUAUCGACCCAACACAGAAGCUACGUGAUAUAAUUUAAUAUUUCUAUUUACUACAACUUCUAAUAGAAUCUAUAGAUAAUUGAUAUCUAAUAACAAUUCGGAUUUACAGGGUGUUAAUGUUUUUGAUAAUAAUUGUUCGAUAUUUUUUGUAUGACUUUAGUAUUAUACAAACAGAAAUGUAUAAUUUAAGUGAAUGCAAAUGAUGUGCUGUAAAUUGUUUUUUUAUGGUAAUUAAACACAUUUUAAUUUUGUAU
Molecule: messenger RNA, 1697 nt
Organism: Ceutorhynchus assimilis (cabbage seed weevil)
Lineage: Eukaryota; Metazoa; Arthropoda; Insecta; Coleoptera; Curculionidae
Source: the annotation of a GenBank genome assembly